Messenger RNA from Photinus pyralis (common eastern firefly), 3416 nucleotides. RefSeq names its product anoctamin-4-like. Gene Ontology annotation, cellular component: plasma membrane. Gene Ontology annotation, molecular function: protein dimerization activity; chloride channel activity. The record is from RefSeq and is a predicted model, not a curated record. Bases 146 to 3340 code for a protein of 1064 amino acids. The transcript is spliced from 18 exons. Gene Ontology annotation, biological process: chloride transmembrane transport. Lineage: Eukaryota; Metazoa; Arthropoda; Insecta; Coleoptera; Lampyridae.
ACAUGCAAAUGAUAGUACUUGUUGAAGCGUUGCCGAUGGGGGGUAAUGGGUUAUUAGGGGUUGAGGCGAUCGGUGCUCCGUCAGUGAGUUAAGACGGUGCUCGGUUUUCGGUUUGUUACCAUUUCUCCUUCUUUGUCAAGUGGAUAUGGAUAAUAAGGAUGGUAGUAGACUGUUUAUUGAGACCGAAAGAGGAAACAACUCGAACGCUUCAUCGCGAAGACCGAGCAACGAGAGCACCGGCAGUUUCAAUGGACCGUACGGCACCGACGAAACGGUCCCGAUCGCCUCGCUCUGCUCGUCGGUAUCGUCCGGCAUCCUCGAGAAGUCACGGUCUUUGGUCAACAUCAACAGGGGCCACAGGCAGAGCGAUUACGAUAGCGGACUGAAUGGCAUCGAGGAAAGUCCGCGGUUGUUCACGCAGCUACGGAGGGGAUCGCUGCAAGGCGACAAGACGAAUGGUGACAAGAAGCUCGGGAGGAAGUGCUCGGGCCAGCCGUCGCUGUAUCGCGACGCGUUCGGGCCGCAGAUGAGCAACGAGACGCUUCCCGCCCUACCGGGAACGCCGCUACCUUCGUUGGUGCAGGACAGUCCGGAUUUUGGGUUCUACACGACCGACCUUCCUCCACUGACACCUGUCAGUAUGGAUGAGGAUCUGGACCCGAACAGCCUCUUCUUCCGAGACGGAAAGCGACGCAUCGACAUGGUGCUCGUCUACGAAGAGGAGGACCUAGGCGUAAUGACCGAGGCCGAAGCGACCAGACGCGACCAGCGCAAAACAUUCCAGGAUAACCUAAUCCGCGACGGCCUAGAGCUCGAGCUCGAGCACAAGGACUUCUCCUACGACGGCAAGACGUGGUUUAUCAAGAUACACUUGCCGUGGCGGACGCAGAAUCGGUACGCCGAGGUGAUGGGUCUCAAGCUGCCGAUCAAGCGUUUCAUUACGAUCUCGGUGAGGGCCUGGGACGGCGAGAAGAAAGAGGACGAGCCCGAGACGUUCAUAUCCAGGUGGAAGCGGCGUUGGAGGCAGUUUUACGAGUACGACUACGCGAAGAUCGAGGAGACGCCCUCGUUCUAUUCGGCGACGAAAGGAGCAGAUCCUGAGGAGCAGUUCAUCGUGAAGGAUCGCGAGACCAAUUAUUCGUGCGCGCAGAGGAGCCUGAUCGUGAUGCAAAUUCUGCUGAGAGUUCGCUUCGAUGACACAGACAAGGUGGGGAUCAGGAGGUUGCUGAACGAUGGUACUUACAGCUCGUGCUUCCCGCUGCACGAGGGUGCCUGGGAGAAGGACGAGGGCGAUGGAGUUCCCACUGAUCGACGCUUGCUCUACGUUCACUGGGCUCGUCCAGGAUGUUGGCACAAGAAGCAACCUCUGUCGCUAACGAGAAAGUACUUCGGAGACAAGAUCGCGCUCUACUUCUGCUGGCUGGGCUUCUACACGAAGAUGCUGUACGCCCCGGCUGUUGUGGGCACCUUGUGCUUUCUGUAUGGGGUUUGCACCAUGAACGGAGAGGACAACAUCCCCAGCAAGGAGAUUUGCGACCCAAACGGAGCCGGUAACAUCACGCUCUGCCCCCUGUGCGACAAAGCCUGCAGGUACCAGAAGCUGGCCGACAGCUGCAAGUUCGCCAGGAUGACCUACCUGUUCGACAAUCCGGCGACGGUUUUCUUCGCGAUCUUCAUGAGCAUUUGGGCCACCCUCUUCCUGGAGCUUUGGCGAAGGAAACAGAGCAUGAUACAGUGGGAGUGGGACCUCCAAGGGACGGAACAAGACGAGGAACCUCGCUCAGAAUUCGAAACCAGCGUAAAGACCUUCAGGACCAACCCGGUGACUCGCGAGAAGGAGCCCUACCUGCCCGCGUGGUCCAAAUCCGUACGAUACCUGAUCACCGGGUCCGCCGUCUUCUUCAUGAUGGCAACCGUCAUGAUUGCGGUUUUAGGAACAAUCAUUUACAGACUGACCCUUGUGACCGUCAUUUACAGCAGCGGAGGUCCCCUGCUGAAGAAGCACGCCAAAAUUUUCACCUCGAUCACGGCCGCCCUCAUCAAUUUGAUCAUCAUUAUGAUACUGACGAAGUUUUAUCACAGGCUAGCCAUUUACCUGACGAACUUGGAAAAUCCGCGCACCCAGACCGAGUUUGAGGAUUCGUACAUUUUUAAGAUUUUCUUAUUCGAAUUUUUGAAUUUUUACUCGUCGUUAAUCUACAUUGCGUUCUUCAAGGGUAGAUUCUUCGAUUAUCCCGGGGAUCGAACGAGCAGGCGCUCCAUAUUUCUUCGAGUGAAAAAUGACGUCUGUGAUCCGGCGGGGUGCCUAAGCGAAUUGUGCAUCCAGCUCGCGAUUAUUAUGAUCGGGAAACAAAUUUUCAAUAACUUCAUGGAGUUGCUCAAUCCAAAAUUCUACAAUUGGUGGCGCCGAAGAAUGCACCAAUCAAACACUAAAGAUCUCUCGAGGCAGCACACACGAUGGGAACAGGACUAUCACCUGCAGGACCCAGGCCGUUUAGCCUUGUUCGACGAGUACCUGGAGAUGAUACUCCAAUACGGCUUCGUCACCCUCUUCGUGGCCGCCUUUCCACUGGCACCGAUCUGUGCGCUUCUGAACAACAUCGCCGAAAUCCGCCUGGACGCCUACAAAAUGGUGACGCAAGCGCGCCGGCCGCUAGCCGAACGCGCCGAGGACAUCGGCGCCUGGUACGGCAUCCUGCGGGCCAUCACCUAUCUCGCCGUCGUCUCAAACGCAUUCGUCAUCGCCUUCACCAGCGAGUUCAUACCAAGAAUGGUGUACAAGUACAGAUACUCCCCCAACGAGGACCUGGUCGGGUACAUCGACGCCUCGCUUUCGGUUUUCAACACGAGCCACUACGUCGAAGACAUGGGCGCCGACCUUGAAGGCCUCGAGCAUCCCCCAGCACUCUGCCAGUAUCGCGGCUACCGAAACGCACCGAACGAGACCAACCCUUACGGAUUUAGCUUGCAGUACUACCACGUCUCCGCCGCACGUCUAGCUUUCGUCGUCAUCUUCGAGCACAUCGUCUUCGCCCUCACCGGAAUCAUGCAGUACAUGAUCCCCGACGUUUCAUCCGAGCUCAAAACCCAAAUUCAGCGAGAGUGCCUGCUGGCGAAGGAGGCCAAGUACGAGCACGGUCUGAAGAGAGAUUACGACUACGACGACGUGAUCAACACGAUCAGGGACAACAACAACGCGUCGAGAAUGGAGAAGACCAUCGUACUUCGAGGUUCUUGGGCGAGGAGGUUGAGCAAGAUCUCCGACGGACUGGACGCUCACGUGAACAUCGAGGCGAAAGGGAAGCGAUCGGGUAACGCCACCGUUUGGGAGGUUACAUAACAGUAUCCCGAUUGAUUAAGUUAUUUGUAUAUAAGUUCUAGAGAUUUUCUAUUAUACAAUGUACAGUUCAAAAUAA